UCAACAAUGGACUACAUUGUUGAACUUAUCCUAGCGUCACUCCUGCUAAUUCUCAUGCUCCUGGAUUUCAUAAACUCGAAAUUCGACUACUGGUUUCGACUGCAGAUCCCGGGACCUGAGCCGAAUAUUUUUUGCGGAAAUAUCGGAGACGUUGUUUUGGGUAGACGAUCACUAGUGGAAAAAGUGGAGGAAUUGUACAGCGAGUGGAAUUCAGAGCCUUAUUUCGGUAUUUUUGUCUGGCACACGCCAGUCCUGAUGAUCAAUGAUCUCAACGUGAUCAGGAACAUUCUGGUCGAUAAUUCAAAAUUAUUUUCAUCUCCAAAAUUCGUCAUCAACAGAGGCAUCAUUCAUCGGAGUUCCUAUAAAUCCGGUUCAAUCGAUCAUCCGAAAGUCCUCGAGAGAAUUUUGACGUCUGAUCGAAUGAAAAAUAUGUUUGAUUUGAUAAUUAAAUGCACAAAUGAGUCUAGUCUUCACAAGAUGAUUGAGGAAAAUCGAAUAAUGAAUUGUUCUUCAUUGGCGGAAAAUUUUACCAGUGAAGUCAUGAGUUCUUGUGUCUUUGGAAUUGAAGAAAAAGCAUCGUUGGGGGAGCGUCAGAGGUGCAGGGAUAUCAUCAGGGGGAUCUGUCGUUCCGAUGAGUGCAAUUCAUACGAGGAAAAAUUCCGAAUUAUUAUUGGAACUGUUUGCAGUUAUUUGGGUGUGAAGAAGAAUCCGAAGAAGUGGGAUUUUUUUGUUAAAGUAAUUCGAGAGAAAAUUAGGGACAGAGAGGAACGCAAUAUUGUUCGCCCUGAUUUCCUUGACGCUCUUAGAGAUCUGAAGGGUGGAAUUCGUCAAGAUGACUUUGAAUGGACCGAUUCUCUACUAACUGCUCAAACGAGUUUCCUCCUCAUCUCCAGCUACAGCCCGUCAGUUUCAUUGAUCUCAACUGUACUGCAUGAACUGGCGAUUAAUCAACAAGUCCAAGAGAGACUCAGAACAGAAAUUAUUGAGACGUUAAAAUUGUAUAAUGAAUUGUCUGCUGAUAUUGUGAAGGGGAUGGAGUACAUUUCCAUGGUUCUGAAUGAGACACUGAGGAAGCAUCCCAUGAAUGCUUUGUUGAAGAGAAAAUUGAACGAAAAAUGUCAAGUUGAAGGGUCGAAAAUCAACGUGCCAAAGAACAUCAGAGUUGUCAUUCCAGUCGCCAGCAUUCAUAAUAAUGAAGAAUACUAUCCCGAUCCCGAUACUUUCAGUCCCGAGAGAUUUUGCGAAGAAAAAAUGAACGGACGACAUUCGAUGACGUUUCUACCCUAUGAGGGAGGGCCAAAAAGUUCAAUUGGGGAAAAAUUUGCGAUUUAUUCUGCAAAACUCGUCCUGAUAUUUCUACUGAAGAAGUUCAGAAUAAAUCCAGUGGAAAAUAAAUCCUACAAUGUUGCAAAUACGAGGAAAUUUCGGGUGAAAUUUGUUUCACUAGAAUAAUUCAGUAGAACAAAUUAAUUUUUUACGUCUUCGUCAAGAUGAAAUUGUCUCGUUUAAGAGUAAUUAAAGAAGUCAAUACAAAAGAAACUUCAGUUGAAAUAUUCCCCUAAAAAUUUUCCCCAAAAAAUUAUCGAGAUGAAUACAAAAUCACGAAAAAUUGAAAAAAUCCACGCAA
This is a messenger RNA of Diachasma alloeum, 1627 nucleotides long. RefSeq names its product cytochrome P450 6B5. The coding region runs from base 7 to 1452 and encodes 481 amino acids. The record is from RefSeq and is a predicted model, not a curated record. The transcript has 4 exons. Gene Ontology annotation, molecular function: heme binding; oxidoreductase activity, acting on paired donors, with incorporation or reduction of molecular oxygen; iron ion binding. Lineage: Eukaryota; Metazoa; Arthropoda; Insecta; Hymenoptera; Braconidae.